GGGGGUCCCCGAGCCCCGGCAGCACCCGGGGCGGCCGCUAGGGGGCGCGCUCCGAGCCGGCCCCUCCCACCGCGGAACCCGCCUUGCGCGGCUGCGGCUGCCGCCCGGCGGAGACCGGCGGCGGAACCGGAACCGCACCGUGUCCCGGCAUCGCUAUGGCGCGGGACCCGGCCUUCGUGCUGCGCUACCUGGCCGAGGUGGAGGAGCUGGCCGAGGACGUGCUGGCGGCACGGCAGCAGAUCGUGGACCUGGACGUGAAGCGGAACCGGAACCGCGAGGCCCUGCGGGCGCUGCAGAACGAUCCGGAGCCCGACGACAAGGCCAUGGUCUGCUUCGGGAACAUGUUCAUCGAGCUCCCGAAAGCACAGACCAAGGAGAUGCUGCAGAAGGACCAGGAACAUCUGGAUGAGGAGAUAAACAACCUCCGGAAAGAGCUGCGCGUGAAGGUGAACCGCCUCUUCGAAGCUCAAGGUAAAGCUGAGCUGAAGGGAUUUAACCUGAACCCCAUGACCGCUGAGGAAAUGAAGCUAAUCAAUCGCAUCCUGGAGGGGUGAGGUGGCCGUGCCAUCGUCACGGCACGUAUUCAGGCUGUCACUCAUGCAGCUUAUGCUGCAAUAGUCGCAGCCUUUGGGGUUUGGAGAAGGACAUCGGCGUGCCCGGAGCCCGCCUCGGGUGAGGUCCCUAGCAGGCACUGGGGAGCGUUUGGCUCCUCAGCUACGAUGCUGCAGUUUCCUUGGAUCACCAACCCUUUCCCGCUCCUUACUGCAGCCUGGGUGGCAGAGCUGUGCCCAGGCACGGGCUGGGACACAGCGCUGGGCAAACGCCCGUGGCCGGGGAGGAAGUGGGGUUAUUAAAAUCAGAGCAGCGGGGCACUCCUAA
Messenger RNA from Harpia harpyja (harpy eagle), 879 nucleotides. It is a transcript of the gene PDRG1, whose product is annotated as p53 and DNA damage regulated 1. Gene Ontology annotation, cellular component: prefoldin complex. Gene Ontology annotation, biological process: protein folding. The record is from RefSeq and is a predicted model, not a curated record. Lineage: Eukaryota; Metazoa; Chordata; Aves; Accipitriformes; Accipitridae. The transcript is spliced from 5 exons. The coding region runs from base 156 to 554 and encodes 132 amino acids.